CACAGCAGCACCAGUCUGUUCGCGGCGCAGAAGCUUGCGGGAAAAAAAACCGGCCCUUGCAGAGCAAUAUCCUUUUCGUUUUGGGGGUGUUUAAAUGACCAGCCUAUCUGUCACUGCAGGAGGCAGCAGCAGUGGUCCGGCUACUCCAAGCCCUGAUCCGAGCCGCCGCCAUGGCAAUAAUGAUAUUUCCCAGCAGGAUGAUUCCGUCUUGACCUUCACUGAUAUCCCAAGCGAACUUUUCCAGCUGCGCUCCUUCGACUCCAAUUUCCUCCAGCACACCACCGCCAACACUUCAACCUCAACCUCAACCUCGCCACAGCCACCCGACCACGACGGCUCCACAAUAGACACACCUCCAUCUACCUCUCAUCCCCAACCCCGAAAACCCUCUCCCGGUUUGGCAGCUCGAUUAAAAGCCCUCGGCUUCGGCAGCCAGCGGAAAUCCUCGCCCCCGCCCCCUUCUCACCUCGAUCGCAUCGGCCGCCUUCCCGAAGAACAGCUCAGAAAGCUCGAGCAGGGCCAUCAAGCGAACACUGUAAACCCUGUCGAACGGCGCGGCCGCCCUUGGAAGGGUGCCAUCGCCCGCAUACCUUCCAGGUCAAGCUUGAAGCCCUCCAAAGACGCCAGUCAGGCCGAAAGCAGCACCGCGCCCGUCCAGGACGAAGCCAAUGCGGAACUGAAGCCCGACUUUCUGCCCGAGGUCGCCAUCGCGAAUCCGGUCGAGAUGGAUACGCACAAAUACCGCCUCCCGGAUCACACAAAUGGGAAUGGUGUCAAGGUGCAAUUAGGAACACGCGAGGAACAUAUCGCCCGGGAUACACGUCCGGCCCUGUCGCCCGAACAACUGCCUCCCCUUCCCCGAAAGGACACGCCGCCGCCGCCGCCAGCCACAGAUCCUUCUAAUCAAGACCUCUUCAACCCCGACGCGGCAUCGUACUUCAAUCCCCUGGGCUUGCAGCGACCGGGCUCCAUUUAUACGCUGUCGCGCGUCUCCUUCGCGAGCCAACUCGCACAGCUAACCUCGAUCCAACUGCCGGAUGCCGAAUCCUUGUCCAGCAAAGUCUCGGCCAUUCCCACCGCACAGGCUGCCACGAGGGCUCUGAUCGGCGCUGCCGAGCAGAUUCGCGGCUGGAUUUACAAGGCUACCGAAGUCAUCGGCGGGUUGGAGAGCGAAGAUGACGUGGAAUGGGCAGCUGCUGGCGGGCGCGAGGGCGUAGAAGAGGUGGAGAAUGCCACCAUCAGGUUCGAGGAGUUGAUCAACGUUUACGUGAGCGCGAUCGAGGAGUUGCAAAGCCGCAGCGAUAUUGCGCAAGUGUCAACCGACGACCUGAAGAGGGCCGUUGCCCAGAUGGAGUCCAUCAUGGAUGAGUGGUCCAAGAUCCGUCUUACCCUGCGCAGCGUCAAGGCCCAGGUCGAAAUAGCCAUGGAGUGGGAGGAGCUGUGGGACAUGGUUCUGGGCGACAUCCAAAACGAGAUGGAUGACCUCAGCCGCCUGGUCUUUGAGAUGGAGGAGCGUCGACACAAGUCCAUACUGGCCGUCUCGAGUGGCGAUGGAGUGGACAUUGGUGACCUGGAGACCAUCGUUGAGGAAACACCACCGACGGCCACCCGCCUCCAGGCUUCCAACAAUCGCUUCAGCCUACCUGCAUUUCCUGCCAGCCCCAGCUCGCCCUCUCCAGGAGCCACCCCGACCAUCUCUCAAGAUGAUUCGAGUUUGCUCGCCCUGUUCGCCCGGAUGCAGCCUCUGAGGGCUUCUCUCGACUUCCUGCCCAUGAGGCUUUCCGUCUUCGAAGCGAGAGCGGAGAGGGCCUUCCCCACGGCUUGCGAAGAACUGGAGAUGAGGAGGUCGGGCCUCGACGCCAGCUACAAGAAGCUGGAGAAGGACGCAGAAUCGCUACGGAAGGAACUAGGUGAAGACCGGUGGGUCCUGGUCUUCCGAGGAGCAGGGCGCCAGGCUCAGAAGAUGUACGAAUCCGUCGAGCGAAGCGUGUCUCGCCUGAAGGAAGGGGUCGACGGGGGGAUGCACUUGACCAAUCAGCCGGCGAUGAGCAAGAAGAUCGAGAGCUACGAGGCCAAGAAGACGCACUACGGACCCGCCAUCGAGCGCGUGUUGGCCAUCAUCGACAAAGGGGUCAAGGAUCGGUUGACCGUCAACGGCGAGAUCCUCCGCUUGCACACCGAGAUGCAGACCAAGUGGGAGGAGUUGAAGGAGCGCAUGGCCGAGAUGGACCUGGCUCUCGAGGAGCUGCAAGCCGACAACAGGGGGCAGCAACUUCGUGAUUCAGUGUCCAGCAUGUUAUCGAAUGAUCGGUCUACCGUAGGCAGUGGCAAUGAGACUCCGGGAAGCUCGCCUCCGUCGUCUGUCAUCAUGUCGAGCCUGGGACUCGGCAAGUCGACGCCCAAAGCCAAGGCUAACAAGCAGCGGUCUACGAGCGUGGGCAGCCACCUACCGCAGCCGGCAAGCCGUGGGAAUUCGUCACUUCCUACCCCAUCGAGUCAGGGGCCAAGAAGACCUCUCGUGUCACACUUGUCAGCCUCGAGCACUCCGUCUCGGGAAGGAUCUGCCACGCCGACAGGGAAGCAGAUCUCUCGUCCCAAUUCCGCGGUGCCUGGCCGGCCGCGGUGGAACAACUCUGCCAACGCCUCGACUGUCGAUACCGGGCACAACUUCAAGCCGCUCAGCCUUACCAACCCGAGCCCCUACGCCCGGAAACCCAACACCCCUUCCCGGGCUAGCUCGUCGCUCACACCAUCCUCCUCCAAGCUCCCACUCCGCAGUCCGCUCAGCCGAGCUACUUCGGCAUCACCUAUUCCGGAAGACACCCCUUCGAAAUCGAGCUCAUCCCGUCUCUCUUUCCGUGACAGGAUCUCGUCGCCCGGGCCCUAUUCGCAGCAGACACUUACCAAGCCUCGCCUUGCACCAAAGUCGUCCACGUCGGCCCUGGCAAACCGGCGCAUCUCGCUGCAACCCCAAAAGACCAUCGAUCUCUCCCCAGACGUGACCCGCAGGCCCGCAAGCUCUCUUGCCACGACUCGGCGGUCCAGCAUGCUUCCGCAGCCCAGGUCGACUGUCGGCGUUACCGGCCGGGAAAGCCCCCAGGCGGUUGCUGGCGCGAGGAACGCGAUGCAGAGAUGUACCUCUUCAGUAACGGAUUCAGGGGUCAAAAGCAACAAGCCGAAGUGGCGACACUGAAAAAUAGCGGUCGGCUUCGGCCAAUCUCUUGACGGCUAAUAUGAAUCCGUCGCGUCGCGUCGCGUCGGAUAUCAACACCACAACUUUCUACCGCACUCGUUGAACCUGAAAUUUCAAAAAAUCUGAGUCGGAUCGUAGCGG
Phialemonium atrogriseum is the source of this 3334-nucleotide messenger RNA. Its product is annotated as cortical protein KAR9-domain-containing protein. Lineage: Eukaryota; Fungi; Ascomycota; Sordariomycetes; Cephalothecales; Cephalothecaceae. The coding region runs from base 95 to 3193 and encodes 1032 amino acids. Gene Ontology annotation, cellular component: spindle pole body; mating projection tip; cell cortex. The transcript has a single exon. Gene Ontology annotation, biological process: mitotic spindle orientation checkpoint signaling; nuclear migration along microtubule; establishment of spindle localization. The record is from RefSeq and is a predicted model, not a curated record.